Molecule: messenger RNA, 1950 nt
Organism: Fraxinus pennsylvanica
Lineage: Eukaryota; Viridiplantae; Streptophyta; Magnoliopsida; Lamiales; Oleaceae
Source: the annotation of a GenBank genome assembly
AUGGCUGAAACCUUGAGCCCGAACCCUAAGCAAAGGGGACCCUUCUCUCCUUCAAGCCCAUUCUUCUUGGGCUCCAAUGAUGACAAACUCGAACGCGCUCAGGCACGUGCCGCUCGGGCUGCCGCCGUGCGCCGGAAACCUGCCGCCCCUACGACAGCCACUUCUCCCAAGGCGGAUCCAUUGCUCGGAAAAGAACAGAUCCUCGAAUUGUUUCAGAACUGCAUCAAACUUGCCAGCGAAAACAAAAUUAACCAGAAAAACACGUGGGAGCUGAAUUUGAUUGAUCAUCUUUACGAGAUUAUUAGAGUCGACGAAGAGAAUGAUGUGGAAACCAAUUUUCAGAAGGCAAGUUGUACCCUUGAAGCUGGAGUUAAGAUUUAUUCAAUGAGGGUGGAUUCAGUUCAUUCAGAAGCAUAUAAGGUUCUUGGAGGAAUUAAUCGUGUUGGGCAAGAGGAUGAACAAGAUAAUUUCGUGGAGAAUGCCAAUAUCGAUAAUGCGCAAGAGGAAGGCCACUCAAAGAAAGACCGAGAAAGAAAGUUGUCACCAUUGUCCACACUGGAGUCAUCUUUUGAGGCUCUAAAUGUGAAGAAGUUUGAUGUUGCAUUUGUGGUGGAUCCUCUCUACCAUCAGACAUCUGCACAGUUCGAUGAAGGUGGGGCGAAGGGUCUUUUGCUGAACAAUCUUGGAGUGUAUGGUAACUGCCGAGUGUUAUUUGAUUCUCUGGAAGUACCUGGGAAGUGUUCGUCUUUUGAGGCUCAAGGUGAUGGAGCUGAGGCAAUUGAUAUAUCUUUUGCUAGAGAAUGCAUUGAACAAAUGGUAUUGGAUAUGCCUAAGAAGCAUGAAAUAUCACCCAGUCUUAGGGCUAUAUUCGAUGUAUUUGACGAGGACAAGCAAAAACCAUCUGAAUCAUUUUCUUCUGGCAAAAGUUGUUCUGCGCAAGUUUUCCAAACUGCCGAUAGUAAUCACGAGGAAGAUAAUGAAGCAUUUGAGAGUUUUGGAACUUGGGGCUUCGAUCAUGAUGAAAAAGCAAGUGUGGUAGAUGAAGGAUCUUAUGAUCAAGAUCAAAAUUUUCCAAGCCAACUGGAGGAUAAUAAACGUUUUAAUUUUGGUGACCUUGACGAGAAUAAUAGUUUUGAGAAAGUCGAUGGCUAUUUGUUUUCAAGUUUGGGAUUUGCGUCAAAGAAAAAUGCCUGGGCGGGUCCAGAUCAUUGGAAGUAUCAGAAGGGUAAAGAUUCUGAAGAUCCAGCAAAGGAUAAUGGAUUACCAAAGACCAUAAAAGCAAAAAAUAGAAAAGCAGAAUCUGACAUUGAGCUGUCAAAUGCCUUGGACAAAGAUGUAUCGGAUAUCUUUGCUCCUCCAAAGAAUCCCAAGUCACUAUUCCUGCCAACAAAUAGAGCACCGUGUAACACUAAACUCCCAGAAGAUUGCCAUUACCAACCGGAGAAUCUUGUGAAGCUAUUUCUGUUACCUCAUGUUACGUGCAUCGGAAGGAGAGGAAGCAAGACAACAGAUGAAGUAAGUCAACAAAGAGAUGACUAUGGAGAAAUGCCAUCAUGGGAUGAUGAAGGUGGUUUUGGAGGCACAUUUGAUGAUGGAACUUCUUAUAGUGAUGUUGAUGAAUCAAGCACUUUGGUCUCUCAACCUCGACAGAUUAGUAAGAUUGAAGUCCAGUUUGAUAAAACAUCUAAACAAGUUGAUGUUCACUCACUCAAGGAAACCCUGUGGGACCAUAUACAGAAAUUCAACGGAACUUCAAUUCAGGAAGAAACUGUGUCUUUCAGGCAAGUACUAGCCAAUUUCCCAGACGAAUGCAAAGAAGCAGCAGCAGCUUCUGUUAACGACAUAUCUCUGCAUUUGUGCUUCAUCUGCCUAUUGCAUCUAGCUAAUGAACACGGAUUGUCAAUUCAUGGCUGUCCCAGCUUGGAUGAUCUCACCAUACAACUUAAAUGA